CUGAGACUGAAAGAGGAUUCUACUCUGUGCAACUUGUAUCAAAGGGAAGGUUCUAACUGCCCCCAUCCACCCGGAGCUCUGCUACAAGCCACAGGACGGGCUAUGGCUACGUCUAUACUUGGGGAAGAGCCGAGAUUUGGAACUACCCCCCUGGCCAUGUUGGCCGCUACCUGCAACAAGAUCGGUAACACGAGCCCCCUGAGCAGCCUCCCGGAGUCCAGCGCCUUCGCCAAGGGAGGCUUUCACCCCUGGAAACGCUCCUCAUCCAGCUGCAGCCUGGGCUCCAGCCUGGGGGGCUUCACGGUGGCCACCAGCCGGGCUUCCAGCGCCCUGAGUGGGGGCACAGCCUCCGCCAACAGCGCUUUCUGCCUGGCCUCCACCUCCCCGACCUCCUCAGCCUUCAGCAGCGACUACAGCGGGCUCUUUUCGGGCUCCGCGGGUGUGUCUCCCCAGGAGGCCGCCGGACAGUCCGCAUUCAUCUCCAAGGUGCACGGUGCGGCCGAGGGGCUGUACCCCCGCGUGGGCAUGGCUCACCCCUAUGAGUCCUGGUACAAGUCCGGCUUCCACUCCGAGGUGGCCAACGGUACGUCCUGGUGGGACGUGCAUGCCGCCAGCCCCAGCACCUGGCUAGAGGUCCAGAACCCCCCAGCGGCCGCAGCAGCCCUCCAGGGGGCCCUCCACGCAGGGUCCCCUCAUAGCCAGCUCAGCGGAUACAGCCCGGACUUCAGCUCCCUCACCCACUCAGCCUUCAGCUCCACCGGUCUGGGCUCCAGUGCAGCCUCCCACCUGCUCUCCACCGGCCAGCACCUCCUCACACAGGAGGGCUUCAAGCCUGUCCUGCCCUCCUACCCGGAUUCCGGCAGCUCCAUGCUCUCCGGGGCCUCGGGAGCCGCUGGUGGAGCCACUGGUCGCUCCGCUCGCCGAUACUCUGGGCGGGCGACUUGCGACUGCCCGAACUGCCAGGAGGCGGAGCGGCUGGGCCCCGCGGGGGCGAGUCUGCGGAGGAAAGGUCUGCACAGCUGCCACAUCCCGGGCUGCGGAAAGGUGUACGGCAAGACCUCCCACCUCAAAGCCCACCUGCGCUGGCACACCGGGGAGAGACCCUUCGUCUGUAACUGGCUCUUCUGCGGGAAGAGGUUCACCCGGUCCGACGAACUCCAGCGGCACCUCCGCACCCACACCGGCGAGAAACGCUUCGCCUGUCCGGUAUGUAACAAGCGCUUCAUGAGGAGCGACCACCUCAGCAAGCACAUCAAGACCCACAAUGGGGGCGGUGUGGGGGGCGGCAAGAAGGGCUCUGACAGCGACACGGACGCCAGUAACCUGGAGACCCCCAGAUCUGAAUCCCCUGAACUCAUCCUGGAGGGGGUCAGGCCGGGCAAAGACUCUGCCAAUGACUCUUAGGGGACCAUGGGACUCCUUCCUGGGGGUGCAGCCACUCCUGGGGACUCGCUAUGGGGGUGCAACCACUUCUGGAGUGCAAGAUAACUCUCUAUGGGGGUGCAAACACUUCCGGGGUGAAGGAGGACUCUCUGUGGGGUUGCAACCACUUCAGGGGUUCAGGAGGACUCUCUGUGGCGGUUCACUCACUUCUGGGGUGCAGGAGGACUUUCUAUGGGGUGCAAUCACCUUUGGGGUGGAGAAGGACUCUCUUUGGGGUGCAAGCACUUCUGAGGUACAAGAUGACUUUCUAUGGAGAUUCAACCACUUCUGAGGUGCAGGUGGACUUUCUAUGGGGUGCAAUUCACCCAGUGUCAGAGUGACUCUUUUCUUUGAGGGACCAGUCAUCAGAAAGGUUCAGAGACACUUCUAUGGGUGCAGCUCCUCUGGGUUGCAGUUUGACUGUUUAAAGAACCACUUGACUCCUUUCGUGAGAUGGUUCGACCUCUUUAUUCCUUGGUAAGCUGGUUCGACCUCUUUACUCCUCGGUGAGGUGGACUGUACUGGUUUGUAAAAGCAAAAUGCUAAAUCAGAAAAAAUACUGCAAAACUAUACAAAAAAAGAGCAAUAGGAGCAGAUGUUUGAGUACAAGCACUCAGACCUUUUGUGAUUUUUUUUCCCCCCUCCCCCUAAACCUACUUUCAUGGUUUUAUUGAAAAAACAACAUGAACCUCUAAUUCAACGGUGGAUUAUGGCACUAAAAAAACACCCCUUCUUUGUGAUCCAUUUCCGAACCAUUUUAAUAUCAAAGAAACAUUUUUAGAAAUAAAUAAAAAAUAUAUAAAAAAAAAAACCAAAAGAUCAAAAAGAUUUCAAGGUGAGAAGUUAAAACAUUGAGGACAAAAAAAAGGAAAAAAAAUUGGACAUUUUUUUCUGUUUUUCCUAUAUCCUGUAUAAAAAAGGUUGCAAGAGGUUGUGUUGAUUUUCCUUUUUAACUGUAAAUGU
Molecule: messenger RNA, 2385 nt
Organism: Pelobates fuscus (common spadefoot toad)
Lineage: Eukaryota; Metazoa; Chordata; Amphibia; Anura; Pelobatidae
Gene: SP9
Product: Sp9 transcription factor
Exons: 2
Coding region: 103-1404 (433 amino acids)
Biological process (GO): regulation of transcription by RNA polymerase II
Molecular function (GO): DNA-binding transcription factor activity, RNA polymerase II-specific; RNA polymerase II cis-regulatory region sequence-specific DNA binding
Source: RefSeq, a predicted model, not a curated record